UUUGAAAACCAAAACUGCAUCGUUUUUGAACCAAAUCAAAUAUCACAGAACUGGUAAACUGAAACUAUUUUAAUCACAGAAUUUGCAGUCGUUGACGCCGUGGAAUAAAAAAUGUUUGCUCGGCUGGUUGAAAUGCAAAUAACGUUACCGUUGCUGAUGAGCGUUGGUACUGCAGUGAUUGGAUCCUUGCAGUUUGGAUACAACACAGGUGUCAUCAAUGCCCCGCAGAAGAUCAUUGAGAAAUUCAUCAAUGAGACAUACUUUGAACGUUACCAGGAUCCCAUCUCCAAAACCUCCCUUACAGCUAUCUGGUCCAUUUCUGUUUCCAUCUUCUCUGUCGGAGGCAUCUUUGGUUCCUUCUCUGUCGGAUUCUUUGUCAACCGUUUGGGAAGGAGGAACUCAAUGCUCAUAGCCAACAUUUUAGCCUUCAUCGCAGCUGCUCUGAUGGGUUUUUCAAAGAUGGCCAGCUCCUGGGAAAUGCUCAUCAUCGGUCGUUUUAUAGUUGGUCUCUACUCCGGCCUCUCCACUGGUUUUGUACCCAUGUACAUAGGUGAAGUCUCCCCGACAGCCAUGCGAGGCACCUUAGGCACACUACACCAGCUGGGCAUCGUCGUGGGCAUCCUCAUCGCACAGGUAUUCGGACUGGAAAUGAUCAUGGGCAACGACAAGUUUUGGCCACUCUUGCUGGGCUUCCUCUUUAUCCCGGCUGUGAUACAAUGUGUCCUGCUGCCGCUGUGCCCCGAAAGCCCCCGUUUUCUGCUUAUCAACAAGAACGAGGAGAAUAAAGCCAAAACAGUUCUGAAGAAGCUCCGAGGCAUGACAGAUGUGAGCGCCGAUAUGCAGGAGAUGAAGGAGGAGAGCCGACAGAUGAUGAGAGAGAAAAAGGUGACAAUCUUGGAACUUUUCCGCUCUCCACUCUAUCGCCAGCCCCUGAUUAUCGCCAUCACCCUGCAGCUCUCCCAGCAGCUCUCUGGAAUCAAUGCUGUGUUCUAUUACUCCACACGUAUCUUUGAAAAAGCCGGAGUGAAGCAGCCAGUUUAUGCCACCAUUGGAACCGGUGUUGUUAACACUGCGUUUACGGUUGUUUCUCUGUUUGUUGUGGAGCGUGCAGGACGCAGAACUUUGCACCUCCUAGGACUGAUGGGUAUGGCUGGAUCUGCCACCAUGAUGACCAUUGCCUUGGCUCUGCUGGAGCAACUCAAAUGGAUGUCCUAUUUGAGCAUCGUGGCCAUAUUCGCCUUCGUCGCGUUCUUUGAGAUGGGACCGGGUCCAAUCCCCUGGUUCAUCACAACAGAGUUGUUCUCACAGGGACCCAGGCCAUCGGCCAUCGCUGUAGCUGGUUUCUCCAACUGGACGGCCAACUUCAUCAUUGCCUUGGGGUUCCAGUAUGUAGAGGAACUUUGCGGUCCGUACGUGUUCAUCAUCUUUACUGUUCUGCUGCUCGUGUUCUUCAUCUUCACAUACUUCAAAGUGCCGGAGACCAGGGGCCGGACGUUUGACGACAUCGCUACUGGCUUCCGCCAGACAGCCAGUGCAGGAGCAGAGAAGCACUCGCCGGAGGAGCUGAACAGCCUGGGAGCAGACUCUCAGCUCUGAGCAAAUAAACCUAUCUGACAAA
This is a messenger RNA of Girardinichthys multiradiatus, 1618 nucleotides long. Its product is annotated as solute carrier family 2, facilitated glucose transporter member 1-like. Gene Ontology annotation, molecular function: hexose transmembrane transporter activity. Gene Ontology annotation, biological process: monosaccharide transmembrane transport; response to insulin. NCBI's taxonomy places the organism in Eukaryota, Metazoa, Chordata, Actinopteri, Cyprinodontiformes, Goodeidae. The coding region runs from base 112 to 1596 and encodes 494 amino acids. The record is from RefSeq and is a predicted model, not a curated record. Gene Ontology annotation, cellular component: apical plasma membrane; basolateral plasma membrane. The transcript has 10 exons.